Messenger RNA from Capsicum annuum, 3585 nucleotides. RefSeq names its product kinase-interacting protein 1. Gene Ontology annotation, molecular function: actin binding. The record is from RefSeq and is a predicted model, not a curated record. Lineage: Eukaryota; Viridiplantae; Streptophyta; Magnoliopsida; Solanales; Solanaceae. The coding region runs from base 685 to 3375 and encodes 896 amino acids. The transcript has 2 exons.
UAUACUUGAUCAAAUAUCAGAAGGACCAUAAUCUAAAUUUGGCAAUAACCAAAGGACUAAAAAUGCUAUUGUCCCAACAAAAGAUUCUGUAAAAAAGCUAGUAGGAAAGAGAAGGGUCCAACAUUUAUUUUGGUGCUAAAACAACUCUCAACCAACAAAAACCAUAAUAGAACAUUAAAGGCAAACAAACAAAAAAAAAAAAAAAAACCAAAACAACAAACAUCAUAGUUUGUAUUAUUAGUCCCUUUCAACUAUGAUUCUAUUUCCUAUCCUAUUUCAUUAACAAGAAAACUUAUCUCAUGUUGUUGAAACUCUUUCUCUUACCUUAAAAAAGAUAUACUGUAUUAUUUGUUCUUGUAGGAGAAACAAAAAAAAAAUUAAAAAAAUAGAGGAAGAGUUUCAUAGUUGAUUGUUUUGUUUUUAAAGAAGUAUAUAUAUAGAGAAAAAAAGAUCAAGAAUUGGUUCAAAAUGUUGCAAAGAGCUGCAACUAAUGCUUAUUCAUGGUGGGCUGCUAGCCAUAUUAGAACCAAACAAUCUAAAUGGCUUGAACAAAGCCUUCAAGACAACUAUACCUCAGUCGCGAGCAAGUUGGGGUCAGCUAUAUGAAUCAUCCCUAACUAUGUUGUUCCAUUAAGCCCAUCUCAACCCAUCGGAAGUUGUAAUUGUACCUGUGUCGUAACAGAUAUGGAAGAGAAGGUGGAAGAUGUGAUCAAGCUCAUUGAAGAAGAUGGAGAUUCAUUUGCCAAAAGAGCAGAAAUGUACUACAAGAAAAGGCCAGAGCUAAUAAACUUUGUGGAAGAAUCUUAUCGUGCCUAUCGAGCAUUGGCUGAACGAUAUGACAAGUUGUCAAGGGAGUUGCAGAGUGCCAACAGCACCAUUGCAACACUUUUUCCAGAACAAAUUCAGCUCGCGAUGGAUGAAGAAGAUGAUUAUGGUACCCCAAAGAUACCGAAAAGUUUCCCACAAACACCAAAAACUGGAGCAAAUAUACCAAGUGUACCUCCAAAGGCUCCUGUUAAAGACAUGAAAGGUCUGUUGAAAACAGGCACAAAGCAAUUUCUAGGCAAGAAAUCAACUAACAAGGCAAAAGAUUCAAAUAAAGAUGCACCAAAAUCUGGUUUGACAAAAGACGAGGCGCUUGAAGAGAUUGACAAGCUCCAGAGAGAGAUAUUGUCUCUGCAAACUGUGAAAGAGUUCGUGAAAAGCUCUUACCAGAGUGGGAUAGCGAAGACCAUGGAAAUCGAGCACCAGAUUAUUGAGAAGCAUCAGAAGAUUUGCAGUUUGGAGGAUGAAUUCGGUGAGGCUCGGGUUAUUGAGGAUGAUGAGGCGAGGACCUUGAUGGCCGAAGCAGCACUAAAAUCGUGUCAAGAAACGUUGGCUCAGCUCCAGGAGAAACAAGAUCAGUCGACCAAAGAUGCAAAAGAGGAGUUCAAGAAGAUCGAAGAAGCUCGUAAGAAACUUAAGUAUUUCAGGCAAAAGUACUUAGGGGAUCCUUCUGAUGAAUCAGAACCAGAUGAAAAAGAUGACGAAUCUGGUGUGGUAACAGAUGAAUCAUCUCAAUGCACGAGCCAAGAAGUCGGUGAGCAAAUAGAUUCGUUGUCAAUGCAUGGCAAGAUCAACGAUCAAUUCGAUGCAAGCUCUAUGUCCUCUCUAACGGUGACACAAUUGGCAGCGAAGAUUGAUGAGCUUGUGAGUAAGGUGGUCAGCUUAGAAGCAGCGGUUUCAACUCAAACUGUUCUAAUUGAGAGACUACGAACAGAAGCCGGCGGACUUCACUCACAAGUUCAGACUUUGGAAGACGAUAAGAAAGCUAUUCCGAUGGAGGACACACACAAUCUGAACGUUAGAGUGACUGCGAUAGAGGAAAAGUUGAAGGGUAUUCAGGAUCUAAACAAAGAUGUCGAAAAUCAAAACAGCAGCCUUAAGACUCACUUUGCUGAAGCUCAUACCAGUCUUGGCCAGUUAUCGUUCAAAUUGACGAGUGUGAAAUCAGAUGAAGAGGUUGAUGAGACGGAAUCAUCUCAAGAUGAAGAGGAGACUCUUGCUGAUAUCAGGUCACUAAAAGAGACAGAAAAGAGGAAAGACCAUGUUACCGCAAGUGAGGUCAAGAAAGAACAAGAUCCCGGUACAGCUAUUAGUGAUAAAGAAGUCCACGAAGUUACAAAACCCCCAAAGAAACACGUCGAAAUUCUGAAGCCAACAUCAGCUGAAAAAGCUGAAGAUAAAGUCUCAUCUCAGUCUGAAAAUAGCGGUCAUAAUGAGCCAAAAAUACAGGAAGAAGAGGAGAAAGACGAUGACCUUACAUGGCAGCAAAUGCUGUUGACUGGUUUGGAGGAUAAAGAAAAGAUCCUCUUAACAGAAUAUACAACAAUUCUCAGGAAUUACAAGGAAUUAAAGAGGAAGCUGAUUGAAAUGGAGAAGAAAGAAAGAGACACGGAAUUCGAAGUCACAUUGCAGAUAAGAGAGCUUAAAAGUGCUAUUAUGAAGAAGGAUGCAGAGAUAGAAAGUUUACGUCUAAAGUUGAGUCUUGUUCAAGGAAAUGCUUCUGAAAGUUCCGAUUCAAAAGAAGAAAAGCAGCAAGAUCUCAAUCCUUCUGAUGAUCGAAGCUUAAAACCUGAGGACUCGGCUGAAGGGGUAGACAACGAUGAACAGGAUGCCAAGAUCAUUUUGAUUGAUCAACGUUCAUCCCUCUCGCCAGUUGAAGAGAAACUCCGGAUGGGCAUUGAUGCAUUGCUAGACGAAAACUUGGAUUUCUGGCUAAGAUUUAGCUCAGCAUUUCAUCAGAUUCAAAAGUUCAAGACCACCGCCCAAGAUUUGCAGGACGAAAUCUCAACACUACGAGACAAAGAAACAAAAGAGGACAGCUCCAAAACAGACCUGAAAUCAGAAAUCAGGCCUAUAUAUAAACACCUCAGGGAGAUUCAGAAUGAGCUAACAGUCUGGUUAGAACAAAGCUUGUCACUAAAAGAUGAACUGAAACGUAGGUUCUCGUCUUUAUGCAGCAUUCAAGAGGAAAUUACGAAAGCACUAAAGGACGGAGUUGAAGAAGAUGAAAUCAAAUUCAGCAGCCACCAAGCUGCAAAGUUCCAAGGCGAAGUUUUGAACAUGAAACAAGAAAACAACAAGGUAAGAGAGGAACUGGAAGCUGGUGUAGAGCAUGUAACUACACUUCAAGUAGACGUUGAGAAGACAUUAAGGAAACUGGAUCAGGAGUUUGAUGUCAGUGGAGGUCAACCACAAUUGACAAACUCAGCAAGUAGGUCAAGGAUACCUUUACGAGCUUUCAUCUUUGGAGCGAAAGUAAAGAAGUCCAAGCGCUCGUUUUUUCAUAGCAAUAGGAAAUACCAGGUCCUGAAAGGCGGAGUACCUUUAUAGAUGUUUUUAUCUUGCUCUUGUUUUUCUUCUCCUUUUUGGUUUUCCCCUUUGUUCUCAAUCUUUUCCAGGUACUUUUUACAUGUAUCUGGAUAGACAAGGAAUGUUGGUUAUACUUUUUUUUUCUUUUUUUUUUGGUUGUAAGUGAGAAGGUUUUGGGGAUUGUAUGUAUUGUCUUGAUGUGUAAGUUAGUGUAAACAGUACCAUUCUUCA